AUGAAUUACAAAAAAACAUAUUCCAUUGUGCUUCUUGCUCUGGUUGACCCAUGUUAUAAUUUUAUUGCAAUAGACGUGGGAUCAUACAGAAAAAAAUUUGAUGGAGGCAUUCUAGUAAAUUCAAACCUUGAAAAGUCAUUGGAAAACAAUACGCUUAGUGACCCAAAGAGUAAAACUUUAUGCGGAACUGAUGUUGAACUUCCAAUGGUAAUUGUAGGCGAUGAAGCUUUUCCUCUCAAAACAUACUUGAUGCGACCAUAUCCUGGCAGGAACUUAACAAAUGACAAGGCUAUAUUUAAUUAUCGUUUGAGUCGGGCAAGAAGAAUAUCCGAAAAUGCAUUCGGUAUAUUGCAACAGAAAUUUCGAAUAUUUAGAAGAAUCCUUCAGGGAGAUCCUAAUAACCUUACAAUGAUUGUGUCGGCUGCGUGUGUAGUGUACAACUUUAUUAGAAAAAUGGAAGGUUAUAGGGUGCCCGAACAGAGGAUGGAUCAAAAGGAAACUGCUGAGGGAUCCGGAAGACCAUCAAAUCUUCGAAACCUACCUCGAAUUCGUGGGAGAUCAACAGAUGCUGUAUUUGCUGCACAAGAACAACUCAAAAAAUUCCUGAAUUCUCCACAAGGGACUGUGGAAUGGCAAGAACAUGUCGCCUUGCCGACAUAA
Messenger RNA from Schistocerca americana (American grasshopper), 660 nucleotides. RefSeq names its product protein ALP1-like. The transcript has a single exon. The record is from RefSeq and is a predicted model, not a curated record. Bases 1 to 660 code for a protein of 219 amino acids. NCBI's taxonomy places the organism in Eukaryota, Metazoa, Arthropoda, Insecta, Orthoptera, Acrididae.